GCUGAGACAGAGACGAGAUCAUCUUCGCGUGUGAGUUUGCGACCUAGUGAUAAUGAGUAGCAUGAUUACGCGCUUAGUGCUAUCAUUGAUGAUUACCUUCCCCAACGCAGGCAGUAACUUGAACUGUUUUGAGUUAUAUUGCACUACGCUCCCAAGAACUUUCUUUUUUAUCGACAACAAAUCAAUGUUUACUGUAGUUGUCUAUGUCCAUCUCCAUCUUGCUUUAGACGACAUUUCUCGAAGUUUCCAAAAUUUCCAUGGCUCCUUUUUUACGCCUAGUUGUAACCACGGAGCAUCCAAAUCUGUCAUUGUUUGUGUGCAGGCCGACAAUUUAUGUUCUUUUCGCUAAAUAAAUUUUCCUCCAUCCUAUGACUAUAUUUGAGUGUGUGAAGAAGAUGUAUCUCACUUCGUUGUUUGGUUCAACUUCGGACACUUGUUUUGCAUGUCAUCGUGGUUAAGUCAUUUUAUAUCAAAUGGUAAAUGGAACUGGUGACUAUGACAAACAUGGUCGAACUAUUGACCUCCAUCAUCGACGUAGUCUCUCACCAAUCAAAUACAAAUCCCACACCUCUUUUACCUUGAUGUUGAUUGUUGAGAAGAGCAGCAGGCAUCGACAGGCUACGAAGUGGAGUAAAGACGCGUGCUGAUUGCCGGAUCGAGCUGCUUAUAUAGAAUAUACGCCUCCUCCAAGGGCAACCAGAAGGCCUCAAGAUGCCGAUGAAGAUCCGACAUCAAGCUUCAAAGCCCAGGAUCGUGGGGGCACCCUUCGGUCCCGCACAGAGACUUUUUAUGUGGAUGGUGUAUCUGAUGGUGUGGCACAGUAGUCUAUACUGGAUAAUAUUGGUUGAGGCAAGCGGGGACUGUCAAGGAUCGAUGUUCUAUUGCCACGUAACUGAUGCCUACGAGACGGACUGCACGGUCUGCGGCGACUACAAUGUGGCCGAUUUGGGCACCAACAAAUGCAUCAAAAGACAGGUACUUACAAGAAUUGAUGUGUUGUCGUGUUGUCAUCCUUUUUUCGACAUUGUUCUUGUGAAUGUCAUGUUCUUGUCUCGCUGGGUAGAAAUUUCACAACUGCGUAUUGAGUAGACAAACUAAAGCUCCUAAAAAGAUUAAUUUUGGAAUUUCACCAGAACAUAAACUUUUCCUUACAUCAUGCUCCUGUUCAUACACACAAACGACAUGUUGAUGUUGACGCAGAUGUUUUCUAGCGAUUACACGGUGAACGACUUUUUUGGGCUGCUAAUUUGGUUCCUGUCUAGUGGGUUGGCAAUGGCUUCUGGCGCAGGCGGCGGUGGCAUUUACGUCCCCCUUGGGAUGCUCCUCCUGCGAUUCGGCGCAAAAACCGCUACAGGUUUGUCGCAGGCUAGCAUUUUCGGAAGCAGUUUGGGCGGAUUGUUCAUCAACUUGCGACAGCGCCACCCAAUUGCGAACAGACCUGUGAUAGACUUGGAUAUGGCUCUAUUUUUAGCGCCGAUGGAGAUGGCGGGUGCAGUGUUGGGCGUUCUGAUUCAGCAACCUCUGCCUGACUGGUCUGUGAUCUUGAUAAUGGCGGUCGUCCUCUCUUACACCUCGUAUUUGACCCUGAACAAGGGGUUCACUCAGCGAGAAAAGGAGAAGAAAGCCAUAACGCUGAACAAGGCGAGUCUUCAAGAAAAGGACCAAGUUGUAGAUGCUGUUGUUCUUGGGGAUCAUAUUGAACAAGGCAAUCUCAACGACACGGGUACUAGGGAUAUUGAACAAGGCAACGGCAUUUGUUCUGCGUCACUUGAUGGAAAGGAAGCAACACAAGAUGGAAUAGAGCAUGCUGCGAACAAGAGUAGUUUUAGGAAAGAACCCGAUGGCGAUGAUGUUGAUACAAGUGCGGCACGACCAACAGACCUGGGACAAGUUCAAGUCGAGCUGUCUGAUGCAACCGAAGGCCAGCACAAUUUCUUGUCAAUUUCAAAAGAUGAAAAGCCCAUAAUUCCUGCGACUAGCUUCAAGCCUGAUUCUUCGGAGACAACCACGCCAAGCUCUACUCAGCGAAGCCUCAAUGGUACGACAGAACCGUGGGUGAUCUCUGCUCAAGCUGUGGACAAGAACCAAGAAAAUAUAGGUGCAACCAAACUCGAACUCCAGGAGACCACAGCAGAAGUUCCAAAGGAUGCAGCAGCCAUUAUUAUGGGGGCUUUGGAAGAGGGCUUGCCCUCUUACCUUCGGAGGAGAGCGAACCAGCAAAUGUACACGCCAGACGAAUGGAUACACAUGGAUGCGAAAGUACCGCAAAGGCAGUGGGGCUAUCUCAUCGGACUAUGCCUCUUUCUGGUACUGAUGUAGUAGCUCUACUUGUUUUCCUUUUUGUCACGAUGUUGACAGUUUCGAUUUGCUUAUUGAUGUAUUUUUGUUAUUUAUACUGGAGUAUUUCUAUAGGGUUAGCAGUUGUCUGUAUGUGUAUCCAUAUUUAGCUUGUUGAUCCAUCUUCCUUGAACUUCUGUAAAAAUUAGUGCCUAGUCCACCUUCAGAUGAUCUCCUAUUUCAGAUGUUGAUGCUUCUUCUUCGCGGCGGCAAGGGUGUCGAGAGUAUGCUCAAGGACGCGGUUCCUGUCUGCGGUGCCGGGUACUGGAUCCUGACUUGCCUCUCGUUUCUGGGCUUGUUUCUCUUUGGACUGGUCAUGGCGCGGCGAGCAGUGCAUAAGAGCAUCCGCAAGCAGGCGGUUGGCUAUAAAUUUGUCGAUGGUGACGUGCUGUGGACGUGGCGCGGUGCUGGUUUCUACGCUUAAGGCUCCACAAAACCCAACCCCACGUGGAUCCUGUUAAAGCACUGCGCUGGUGGUGCCUCGCGCUGUUGUAUUCAGGCCAGUACUUCUGAGAGGCAAGUUCUUUGACGGGAUAUAUUCACGGGAUGGGUUAAGGGUAGCUCUAAUUCGCCUUCUGGACCUUCAUUGCUGGGAUUAUUGCGGGUCUGAUCGGCAUCGGCGGCGGAAUGGUUCUAGGACCUCUGAUGCUGCAGAUGGGGCUCUUGCCGCAGGUCUCCACCGCAACGACCGCAACUUUGAUCGUACUCACGUCAGCGUCCGCCGCCUUCAUGUUCAUCACGAGUGGGUUGGUGCCCCUGUCCUACGCCGCUACGUUUUUCGUCGUCUCCUUUCUCGGCGCUUACCUGGGGAAGGCGAAGAUAGAUCGCUACGUGAAGGAACGGAACGCAACUUCGAUCCUAAUCUUCAUCCUCGCAUUCAUCAUUGCCUCCGCAACAAUCAUGAUCUCGGUCGCAGGCGUCUCUCGCUAUAGCGGUCAGGACUGGUGCCUGGAAUCCGCACAACCCCUGUGCAAAGGCUAGUGGAGAGCGUACAGCCUUGGUGCAGUGGAUAGCGACUGGAGACGCCUUUGUACUUGGAGAGCCUUUCUGCAAAGGCAAGUUCUAGUUCUUGUUCUAGUUCUUCCAUAAUGCUACUCUUCAAUGAUUUAACGUAACGCUUGGUUGACCUGUAUUUAGAAGUAGGUCCAUAAAAGGAGUCUGCACAGGACAUACAUUGGAGCCAAAGAGCAGCAA
Molecule: messenger RNA, 3531 nt
Organism: Amoebophrya sp. A25
Lineage: Eukaryota; Dinophyceae; Syndiniales; Amoebophryaceae
Source: the annotation of a GenBank genome assembly